AACUAAACUAUUUAAAAGGCUCUCUACUUUCUAUGACACCGCCGCCUCACCUUGAUACCGUCCUCAUUGAUCGGCUGUCUGAGGGCGCCGUCUUAUUGAGCUACAAAAGACCCAGAGUCUCAAAUGCGUUCACGCCGCAGCAGUGCAACGACUUACGAGAAGCUUUGAUUUGGGCGAGAGAUGAGUCUGCUGUGCGGGUUAUUGUUGUGAUCAAUACGGAAAAGCGCAAGUACUACUGCCCGGGCCGAGUACUGGGCGGCUUGGACCUACUCUGCGCGCACCCAGACGACUUCUUCCAAAUACCUUUUAUGCCGCUGGGCCCCGUCCCUGAAGGAUGUUCCUCAUACAACUUUCUAAAGCAGAUGGGCAAGACACAAGCCAAUAUCCUCCUCGCCGGCGAGCGCCUGUGCGCGCAGGAAGCGUAUGUGGGAAGGCUGAUCACGACGGAGGUGCAAGCGCCAACGGUCGAGGAGUCUCUCGUGAAGAUUGGAGGAUAUAGCGCCGAGGUAUUGCAGAUGGCGAAGCAGCUGACGAUGGAUGCGAUGCAUGAUGUCGAGGCGAGGAAGAGGGCUGAUGUCUUGGUGAUUUUCGAGGGAGGAGAUGCAGGCUAA
This is a messenger RNA of Trematosphaeria pertusa, 611 nucleotides long. RefSeq lists its product as uncharacterized. The transcript is spliced from 3 exons. The record is from RefSeq and is a predicted model, not a curated record. The coding region runs from base 33 to 611 and encodes 192 amino acids. NCBI's taxonomy places the organism in Eukaryota, Fungi, Ascomycota, Dothideomycetes, Pleosporales, Trematosphaeriaceae.